Messenger RNA from Portunus trituberculatus (swimming crab), 994 nucleotides. RefSeq lists its product as uncharacterized. Bases 27 to 503 code for a protein of 158 amino acids. The record is from RefSeq and is a predicted model, not a curated record. The transcript has 2 exons. Lineage: Eukaryota; Metazoa; Arthropoda; Malacostraca; Decapoda; Portunidae.
AUGUACGUAAAUUCAGUGCAGACAACAUGUGUGUGUUAAGAGACUGCAGGUUGAAGGAGGACAGGCUGGUGGUUAUCCUCGUUACCAGUGAUACGGGACGGCCGGGCACAGAGGAGAAGCACCCGACCACCCACCGCUCCGCCCAUUCACCCUCCGGCCCGCUAGCCUUACUCACCCCAUUCACAGCCAUGACUGAACGAGGCAGGCUGCAAGAGGAGACCAUUCCCAUGACAAACAAUCGCAGCAGGACCAAUCAAGCAGCGCCGGGCGGGACCUUUGUGUGGUGGUGCGGCGGUGGCCUCCUUCAUCCACGGCUGUCUGUAGCAGGUGAGCAGAAUCGACCCCCGCUGCGAGGGCCUCAUAUACAUAGCCAUGGAGAGGGCGGUGGUGUUUAUGGUUCUUCCCUUCAUUGUCUCGGUCCCGCGCGCAAACAACCACGCGACGUAUUCCACGCUGCGAGUCCCGUAAUGCUUGGGAUUUGGCGUCGUGUAAAGAGACGGUGAAUCGCUGAGAGUUCACGAGGUUGUUUAGCGCCCGAAGGCCCAUCACCACCGCCGCCAGUGAGGGUAACAGCGUCAUUCAGGGAGCCAAGGUCAGGAAGCAGUGACAGGAGGGAUAUCGUGUUGAGUGCCUCGUUGCCGCUCACUCAGCACGCGAAUGAUUAGUUACUUGGUGAUUUUAGUGGCUAACUCGUAAUGGUGUAGUCAGUGUGCACCUUCAGCUGGCGGCGGAUGAUGGUGGGGGAGGGUACUGCACAUCACGCAUCAGCAAACACGCCGCUAAUCUCUGCCAUCCCGUGCCGGUGCUCGCGGGUCUUUGGAAGCUUUUAGUGUGAUGGGGUUCGAGGCGGCACAUGUGGAGGCCAGAUUUUUUGCGUGGCUGUGUUUGCCUACGUGAAGUAAUUGGCAUUCAUUGGCAGUGAGUGGCAGGGCAAAUUUAUUUUGACACUGCAGCAGGACAGGAUAAGGCGGCCAUAUUUUCAGAAUUGACAAAA